Sporothrix schenckii 1099-18 is the source of this 2094-nucleotide messenger RNA. RefSeq lists its product as uncharacterized. Gene Ontology annotation, molecular function: DNA binding; zinc ion binding. The record is from RefSeq and is a predicted model, not a curated record. Lineage: Eukaryota; Fungi; Ascomycota; Sordariomycetes; Ophiostomatales; Ophiostomataceae. The transcript has a single exon. The coding region runs from base 1 to 2094 and encodes 697 amino acids.
AUGUCAGUCUUUUCCUUCCUCCAUCGUCUCGUGUGCAGAAAAUGCAAAAACACGACCGGCUCUCAUCGUGUUAAGCGGCGGCUGAAGCGACUGCAGCGGCUGGAGCUGGAACAGGACGAGCGGAAGCCAUCGUGGAUGCAUGAGUCUUGCGACUUGGAGUUCUCCAACGAGAACGACGGAAUUGAUGGCGGCUCCUUGGUUGUCGAGCUUGACGCCCGCCCUCCUUCGUCCUCCGGUUCCCUUUCUUCUAUCUCGUCAGUCUCUCCCCUCUCCCCGUUCCCUCCUUUCUUCCCUGACUUCGCGGUCUCAGAUCCUCCUACCCUGCCUGUCGUUCCUGCCUCUCCGCCAGUUCUUGGCAUCGGUAUACAGACACGAACGGCAGGCACGACCAACCGCGACUCAUUGUCACGGUCGUCUUCGUCGCCGCCCCUCACCGUCUCGUCAUCGCGAUCCUCUCUUACAAGAAUGCCACCCGUCCAUAACCUUCGGUUGCGCAGCAGCAGUUCCUCCGUUUCCGGUGUCGAGUCUUCCCUGCCGCAACUGAGGCUGUCUUGGGAACACGCGCCACAUUCGCCGUUGAUCUCCGAGCCGAAGUACUGCCGCAGCCCGAAUGUUGUACCUACGGUGUUUGUUGACGUGAAGCCGCUUCCGCGUCUCUCGAAGGAACGGCGUUACCCGCUCCUCACUCUUGACGCUGAUUCCGACGAGACUGAGAGUAAUGAUACAUCCAGUGAGUUUCCGUCACGUCCCUCUCCAUCUCCCUCAUCCUCUCCCGCUUCUUCGGUUUCCCUACUCUCUCCAGUCUCUCCAACCUCUUCUGUCUGGUCGCCCGCCACCGAACGCCCUCUACCUCAUCUCCUCGGCAACGUCCAACCGGUGAAGCGCACGCCGCGUGCUGCCGUCAACUUUACACGAAACAACAGGACCUCUCCGUUAGCUGCCCGGCGCGACUCUGGUGGUAACUUUGGUAACAGAAAUUGUACCAACGCCGCUAACACCAACGUCUCUAGCGGUCCCCGAUACAUUCCCGCCUCGAAGACUGUGGUGACGCCCUGGCCUCGUCCUUCGGUUCAACGGUCACCGCUGCAACAGACUUUGCCGGUCCUCCGCGUCACCGCAACGUUUGACGAGAGCCUGGGCACGUCAUAUCGGCCUCCACAGAAGCUCAUCCUCCGCAAGUCCGUCCUUGCCUCCUCUUCAGUGAGCGAGACACCAACGGCACCGAUCAAGGCGGAACUGUCCAACGGGACCAUCCGUCCUUAUGACCAGACGCACUCAAGACGUCAUGCACAGCAGGUGAUGUCACAGACACUUCUGUCAUCGUCUUCGUCCCACCCCUUGUCGCCCGAGAGCGUCGCUCCCCACAUGCUUCGCUUGAUCCCGUACAACUCGCGGCAAGGCCAUAGCAUGCUACAGACGCUUCGCCGCCUGCUUGUUGUCCCUGUCGACUGGUCAGCAGCACAGACUCUUUUGUUUGUCCUGAAGCACCCGGCCGUCCGCCGUUUGGCUCUGCCGUUCCACAUGUCGUCAUCGCCGUCGCCAGCUGACUGGAAGCACUUCCAAGACCUGCUCAGCGUCGCCCGCUGCAACUCACUUAGCUGGUACGGCAUCCUGCAAACCAUAGACGGACCCAUGCGGUACCAUGCGGCCCGCGAGCACAACUACCAGAGCUUGCGCACAAACUUUCACGACGUCCCCUCCGCUCUCGUCCCUUGCUCCAACCCGCGUGUGCUCUCCGGCAACACCCGUUUCUCUGUCGCCGAGCGUGACCUCGUCGCCCGCUGGCUGGCCAGUGGCGAGCCGCUGUUUACACGUCAGACGACGCUGCCGAUGGUGCUAAUGCGCAAGAGCAGGCAGCCGCUGCUACGGAGCUCUCCGAGCCGGAUGCGUCUUCAGCAUCUCCAGCAGCAGGCAUGCGGUCGCACGCCGCUGUCACCGCUUACGUCGUCCUCUGUCCACACCAUGGACCUCAAGGAACACAAUGACACGGCCAUCCGCUACGACAUUGCUCUUAAUCCGCGCUGCCGGCAUCAUCAACUGUGGACGGGUGCAGGUAAGAGCCGACUGUCCAUCGCAUGCUUGGCCGAGGAUUAA